AUGCGGAGCAGAGGAUCAGGCCGAACACCAUUAGAGUGGGACACUCGGAUGAGAAUUGCAUUAACCACUGCAACAGGCCUUACACACCUCCAUGUCUCCGGCAAAGUGGUCCAUGGCAACAUCAAGUCCUCCAACAUCCUCCUUCGACAGCGACAAGGCAUUCACGACGCGUGCAUGUCUGAUUUUGGGUUAAACUUACUCUCUAACGCUUCUACAAUGCCCAACCACCGUGUCAUGGGCUACUAUGCUCCAGAGGUGGUGGAAACGCGGAAGGCCACGUUCAAGUCAGAUGUUUACAGCUUUGGGGUGUUACUAUUGGAACUAUUGACAGGAAAGGCACCAAACCAGGCUUCAUUGGGGGACGACGAAGGCGUUGAUUUGCCAAGGUGGGUUCGGUCAGUGGUCCGGGAGGAAUGGACUGCAGAGGUGUUCGAUGUGGAGCUUAUGAGGUACGAUAAUAAUGAGGAAGAGAUGGUUCAGUUGUUGCAAAUUGCCAUGGGGUGUGUAGCCACUGUGCCUGAUCAAAGGCCAGAAAUGCGAGAGGUGUUAAGGAUGAUUGAAGAGAUGAAUAGAGUGGAGACUGAUGAUGGGUUCCGGCAAUCGUCCGAUGUUCCGUCGAACUGAUCGGA
Molecule: messenger RNA, 629 nt
Organism: Ilex paraguariensis (yerba mate)
Lineage: Eukaryota; Viridiplantae; Streptophyta; Magnoliopsida; Aquifoliales; Aquifoliaceae
Source: the annotation of a GenBank genome assembly